This is a messenger RNA of Zophobas morio, 743 nucleotides long. RefSeq lists its product as uncharacterized. Gene Ontology annotation, biological process: central nervous system formation; innate immune response. Gene Ontology annotation, molecular function: growth factor activity; Toll binding. The coding region runs from base 62 to 673 and encodes 203 amino acids. The record is from RefSeq and is a predicted model, not a curated record. The transcript is spliced from 3 exons. NCBI's taxonomy places the organism in Eukaryota, Metazoa, Arthropoda, Insecta, Coleoptera, Tenebrionidae. Gene Ontology annotation, cellular component: extracellular region.
AUAGAAAACUAUAAAAGACGAGUCCGUCCAUCAUCCCGAACAAUAGCUCCACAGCCCAGCCAUGGUGACUUUCGCUCCGCUCGCUUUCCUGCUCCUGCAGCUGUCUUACGUCUUCGCAGGCUCUCAAGGUCGCUACAACCACGUGAGUCUACGCUCCAACCUGGUGGAAAGGAACAAGAGAAUGCACGCCGUGGAUUGCUCGUUUAACAUCUGCGAACACGUUCCGAAUUACCCGGAGGCGGAGGUGUCGAAGUUGAUCAAGAGACACUCGGCGCUGCACUCGUACUUCGGAGGGAAGAUCAUCCAGCCGUCGAAGGUGAUGUCGCUAGGGACUAGGGACAACGACGAAGGGCCGACGCCCUUCUGCGAAACCAAAGACGUGUCGGUCGUGCCCAGGCAGAUGUUGGACAUUGAUGGGGCGACGAGGUUCAUCGCCAACGUCGAAGGGUUCUCCCAGGUGGUGUCGUACCAGGUCUGCCGAAACGACAAUGGUGAACAGUGCUACCUGGGGAAUACUCUUGGAUUUAAGACGAGCUGCUUGCAAAAAUUCAACGAUAUUAAGCUGGUGACGGUGAAGAAUCCGGACCAUGAGGACAAUGAGUUGGAGUUCCGGACUUUUAGCGUUCCGAGUACCUGUGUCUGCACUUACACCAAGACUGAAAGCUUCAAGUAGUGUUUAAAUACUUAAUAAUUAUUUAUGUUUUGUUACCGCUUUGUAAAUAAAUAAAAUUGAAAAAAAAAUA